This is a messenger RNA of Pantherophis guttatus, 2575 nucleotides long. RefSeq names its product spermatogenesis associated 6 like (gene SPATA6L). NCBI's taxonomy places the organism in Eukaryota, Metazoa, Chordata, Lepidosauria, Squamata, Colubridae. Gene Ontology annotation, cellular component: sperm head-tail coupling apparatus. Gene Ontology annotation, biological process: spermatogenesis. Gene Ontology annotation, molecular function: myosin light chain binding. The record is from RefSeq and is a predicted model, not a curated record.
AUUAGUAGCUGAGCCGACAGAUUUAAAGGCUCCCGGUCGGGGAGCCUUGAUGGUGCUCCAUUUUUCCUUUUGUUUUUUGGGAAGAAAUACAUCCACACCCGAGAGGGGGGAAGAAGAAAGAAAGAGAAAGUCACACAAGGAGAAAAAAAGAAAAGAAAAGGGAAGUUCUCGGUUCAUUAUAAGACACUUGGAGUCUGGAUUGCACCAAAUUGGGAAGCGACGGACCAUUUAAUUCAAGCAACUUUCACAACUUGGUCAAUACAUCCACUCCCGAGAGAGAGAGGGAGGGAAGAGGGAGAGAGAGAGAGGGAGGGAAGAGGGAGAGAGAGAGAGGGAGAGAGAAAGACAAGCAAAGAAAAAAGAAAAGAGAAGAGAAGUUCUCAGUUUGUUUUCAAACACCUGGAAUCUGGAUUGCACCAAAUUGGGAAGCGACGGACCAUUUAAUUCAAGCAACUUUCACAACUUGGUCAAUACAUUAUACAUCCACUCCCGAGAGAGAGAGGGAGGGAGGAGAGAGAGAGAGGGAGGGAGGGAGGAGGGAGAGAGAGAGAGGGAGAGAGAGAAAGGCAAGCAAAGAAAAAAGAAAAGAGAAGAGAAGUUUUCAGUUUAUUUUCAAACACCUGGAGUCUGGAUUGCACCAAAUUGGGAAGCGACGGACCAUUUAAUUCAAGCAACUUUCAAACAACUUGGUCCGCAAUGUAACCGGCUGCAUUGAAAUCCCUGAACUGUCAAUAUUGGAAGCGACAAAGGGCUCGAUCGGGGCUGCCGAUCCCCUUUCCCGAAGGCUGGGCGAGGAGAAACUGAGCGCGCAAAAAGAACAGCCGCGAACCGGGAGUCCAACCGCAGUCGCAUCCCCAACGCGACCAGGGAUCCUUCCCCCCCGCUCACCCUCCCCACCUCCCCACGCCUGAAGUUGCGAGGCGACCCGGGCACUCCCGCCUGAAGCCUCCCCGAGGCCCCUCCCCUCCCCUCCCCUCCGCCUAGCCGGGACUGCUGGAACGUUGGCGUCUCCAGGGUGACGCGACGCUUUUUCCUUCCACGGGACAGGUGUCGUGGCCGAGCCCCCCCUUUUUCGCGCCGAGACCUCGGGUGGAGAGCGAGAGCGAGAGAGCUGGUGGGGAUGCCACUGAAAGUAGUGGUGGAGCUGCAGAUCCAUGCGGUAUCUUGCCCUGGUGUGUAUUUGACAGAGAAGAACGAUGUUUAUCUCACUGUUUGUAUCCUGGGCCAGUGCAAGGAGACCGAUUGCAUUCCUCCAGUGUUCCCUCUCUUGUUCCAUGAGAAAAUGUGGUUUGAGAAGGUAUUUGAAAAUGUUACAGAUCCUAUUACCGUUGUAGAACUGCUAGAAAAAAACGUGGCAAAGUUUCGAUUAUCUGAAUUGAUACCUUCAGAUGGAAAAGAGCUGGCGUUUUAUGAAACAAACACUCGGUAUUUUCUGUUUCCUGAGCCAAAGCUGACUCCUUCAUAUCCUGGAGUGGAUCGAGAGCUAUUAAUGAACACCCAUCCUUCUUUCCCGGGCAUUGCACCAAAAUUAGAAUUUUCAACAAGAACAACUAUUACAGAACUUCCACUUCUUCACAGCAAGUGGUAUAGUGAUCGCAAUAAAAUCAAGUUACAAAGGGAGCCUUCAACAUCACCCGAAAAAAGGAGCAUCUCACCAGUGCAACAUAAGGCAGCAAAAAGUCGGAGUUGUAAGAGACUUUCGAGGUCAUUUGAGUCCCGCUCCUCAUCGCCGAACUCAAGAAGGCGUCUCCAUGAAGUCUGCAGAGAUAAGGACCCGCCAUCAUCUUCCCUGAACCUGAGAGGUGUUCGGUUCAAAACAGAAGCGGAGCACAGGCCGCCUUUCGUAGUUAGGCAUGUGGAUGCUUCUAAAGGAUUUUCUGAGGAAGCUCGGUCUCCCUUAUCGUAUCAAAAUGCAAGACAGGGUACCAUCACAUCAAAAAACCCUCACAAAUACCAGUUAAAACGAGCAAUUUCGUUUGAUAGCUGGAAAACAACAUCUCCAGCUGCUAAGGUUAUCAGAGAACCAGCUGAAGACCAAAAUUUGGAUUAUGAGUCAUCAUUUCAUGAAACAAGGCCAUCUGCUGCCACUUACGCAUGGAAGACCCCUGGUCUUUGCCACAGAAGUUCUUCCCCAAACCAUUAUGAGUCAACGAGUUCUAGUGGAAGAUGGGUAUCUCCCCAACACAGGCUUUACUCCAGCCCCAAUUUCAGCUGGGAGGAGAUUAAUGAGAGAGUGAGGAAUCUGCUUACCUCUCCUGAAGCCAGAGAACGGCUUUCCAUUGGAGCCACUGAUUUUGAGAUUGAUGAUGUCCUUGAGAGAAGGUCCAUCUCUUUGAGGAGUUCCCCACACUGUGACUCAACAGAACAGAGAUACAGCUUGUAGUUAUGGUUGGCAAGAAAGAAUGCCAUGGCUUUGAGAUAUAGCCUGGAAGAUUUAUUGCUGGCAAGGUCUUCACUACAAAAUGAAGAUGAUGGAAAGUUCAUUAUCAGCAUGAAGUUAUGUCAACAUUGAUUUGAACACAAGUCACCGCUGUAUGGUUGCCUUGAUUAAACUGAGGAUUUAUACAUUUUGAAA